Messenger RNA from Aspergillus nomiae NRRL 13137, 1722 nucleotides. Its product is annotated as C6 transcription factor. The coding region runs from base 1 to 1722 and encodes 573 amino acids. Gene Ontology annotation, molecular function: zinc ion binding; DNA-binding transcription factor activity, RNA polymerase II-specific. NCBI's taxonomy places the organism in Eukaryota, Fungi, Ascomycota, Eurotiomycetes, Eurotiales, Aspergillaceae. The record is from RefSeq and is a predicted model, not a curated record. Gene Ontology annotation, biological process: regulation of transcription by RNA polymerase II. The transcript has 2 exons.
AUGCCCAGCGAUACGACACUGCCGGGAUUGCAGGUAACUGGAUUCAGACUCCGGAGAACACAUGAGAAAUCCAGGAAUGGUUGCACCAGAUGUAAGCAGCAGCGGAAGAAGUGCGAUGAGUUGAGGCCGAGUUGCUCCAGAUGUACCAAGCGCAUGUAUAGAUGUCGAUAUCGAAACUGUCCGAGUGAUGGUGGUAAUUUGUCGGAGCAGCAGGAACCGACCCACUUGCCAGUUCCACCCAAAAGCCCUACCGUUGUAAUCCCAGGCUCCGGGUCGCCGUCUGCAACUUCGAGUGAUCGCCUUUCUGUAUCCAGUCCUCCGCCUUGCGGACAACCUAGUGCCUCCUCAAGUCUUGGUACAAAUGAAGAAAGCCCGGUGUUGAAUUCAAACUUCCCUGGCACUCUCGACGCGGCAGAGCUUGAUCUCCUAGCCCACUAUAUCACGCACACUAGCCAAUCUAUACCUGUUGACGAUCUCGAUGUGUAUGCUCUUUCCAUAGGUGUACCAAAUCUGGCUUUAAAUUGCAAGGUCGUCAUGUCAUCCCUGCUAGCCUUGGCAGCGGCAUGCAGGUGCCACGAUAUAGCGAAACGAGCCCAGACGCUUCUCGACCACCAGAGCCUAAUGCAGAUCCAACGGCUACUUGCGCUUGCGGAGCGCCACCAUAGAGCCUCCCUUCGCCACAUACAAACGGCCAUGCAUAACUCACAGUCGUACGACUAUGUCCUCGCCAACGCGGCAUUGAUGGUGUUGUACGCGUCCGCCAGUCACUCCAUUCGAGUACAUCUUGCAGCCACUGCGAAACAAUGUCGACAGCGGCUGCCAGAUGCGUUACUUCCACAACACUCACAAUGGAUCUCGUUCACACGCGCAGCUCAUACAGCGUCGACUGCAGUUCUCAGCGACACCGUCAAUGCUCCGGAUAACGUUCAGAGUUCCAUCCCCUGCCCAGUUAUAGAUACAGGACCGAAUGUACCGACCCCAGUCUUCCGUAGUACGCACGUUUCAUCACCACAGGAUGGUCCAUCUGAGAAUACGAAACGUCUAUUUCUCCCUCUGGUCGCAUCUACAUAUGCUCGAGCUUUGGAGAACCUACGUCGGAGAGCUGAAUCUACCGCAGCGUUAUUAGAGAGGGCAGAGCCUUCUGCUUGCAACAAUGUACAGCUUCACGCGUCCUUGGAGACUGUGCGUGUGCUUGAGAAAUGUGCAUCCUUAGCUCUGUCGACAAGAGAAGGCCACGACAGCGCCAAGAGCCCCAGGAAUCAGGCUCUACCAUCUGAUCGAUAUUCUAGAGUCUCACCAUGGGUGGCAAGAUAUAUGAUCAGUGUGACAUCAAUGGAGUCGCCACGGGUCCUUCGACGGAUCAUCAUGUCGUUUUUGAACGAAGCUCCAGCUGAAUAUCUGACCCUUGUCCGGUCGGUGCUCGACUCCCCCUCCAUGCAGGCGAGAGCAGAGAGUUGGAUGACGCAGGAUUCUCCCAGAGCUGAGGCACCGUCGCUCAACCCGACGGAUUUACUAGCCAUGGAUAUCUUUGCCCAUUGGCUCGUCCUUGUCAUGUUACUGGACGGUGUAUGGUGGAUUGGUGAUAUUGGACAGUGGGAGCUAGGUCAGGUUAUGUCAUUGAUGAAGACUCAGAAGCUGCUGGACGAUAGUCGAGAAACGUGGUGGCCGGAGAGCAUGUACUUGGUUAAGCGGGAGCUCACCCCCAAUGUCCAGCAGUCAUAG